UAAGAACCGCAAGGGGGGGGGGGGGGGGGGGGGGGAGGACGAACAAAAGCGAAUAAACCGGAAACCGUGUGAACCGGUAAUUAAGAACCGCAAGGGAGGACGAUAGAGCGGUUCUGCAUGAACCCUGAGGAUAUAUUCGGUCUGUGCAACAGGAAGAACGCGAUUUUCGUUAUCCUGUGUGCGGCGGCGAUCUUUGUGCACUUGUACACGAAGGAGGUGGUGGACACGGAAGAGGCGAGGGUCCACGGAAACGUGGACGAGUUGAAGGAGAAUUGGUGUUUCGACGACGAGGAAUUGUCCGCGUUUCGAUCGCACUGCAACGAUGUUGAGAACAUUCUAUCUGCUCUUGUUGAUGCUUUUCACGUUCGAUUUCCCUCGCGGUAGGACAGUUGAUGCGGAGACGAGCGUUCGAGCGAGUACGGGGAUCGUUAACAGAGACGAGAAUCGGAGGGAAACUCGAGGUCGACCGGAAAUCAGAGACGAGAACUCGGGUGAGCUAGUCGGCAAAUGGCGGAACAAUGGCGAGGCCUUAGAACCUAAAUGGCGGGACGGCGAUACAGUUCCUCUGCUUCCAUUUUCCCAAUUUUCCCGAUUCUCCAGGGACAAAAUCGACAACGAGGAGGAAGAGGACUACGAUCAUCGUGGAACGAAAUACCGUCAAAACAAUGGACGAGAAAAUUUUCUUCGUACGAGGAACAAUCAUCGAGCACCUUAUAACGAUCAUGAGAAUUACGAAUCUAUAGAGAACAGGCAUGGAUAUCGCGAACGAGAAGAAAUAUUGCCACGAAAAAGAAAUCGAUCCUGGCCUAUCGAGAAUACGGCUAUUUUUAGAGAGACGAAUAAUAGAAAGAAAGAUCAAAAUAGAGAUCUCAACGAGGACAAAGAAACGACGUCGAUGAGAUAUCGAGAGAUAUUUCAAGUACGUCCGAAUGAUUAUGAACAUGAAUUCAACGACGAGGAGUAUUUGAAGCCUCGACCGAGGAAACGAAGACCUCCGCAAAAUUACGAAUUUGCUUUGGUGGAAAACGAAACAUUGUUGAAUGAGAAAAGAAUAAACAAUAAUCCUGGAACUUGGGCUCGAGGGAACGAUCAAGAAAAUCCGCCAGAAACAACGUCAAAAAAUGAUCAAUUUUUACAGAAUGCCAUGGAGCUAAAAUCAUUAUUGAAGAUGCAACAGGAAGAGGGUUUGAGUUUGUCAGAGAUCCUACAGCGCAGAAAUUUGACUCUGAACGAUCUACUGAGAGGCAAGGUUGAUGUGAUCAAUGUUUUGAAGAUGAAAGACGUCGAGGAAUCCGAGGAUUAUGUUGAAGAGGCGGCGAAGAUGAUGACCAACUCGUUCGCGAAACUCUCCACAACAACGAAGAAACCAGAAUGGAUGCACAACGUGAAAUCUAUAAAAGAGAAGAAUUCUCAGAAUGACGAGGAAUUCGUAAUUUCGAUCAUUCCAUCGAACAGUAGCUUGCGUAAGAAUCAGGCGAAGGGAUCCUCGUUGAGUAGAAUAAAUAGCGGUGAAAUGUAUUCAGAAGUUGGGAACGCAACGAGUGGAAAAUUGAUUCCCGCCAGUGUCGAUCCUCCACGAGUCAAAGUUACUAUUACGACAUCGAUGCCGUUACCGGUUGCAACGAAUUCUAUGGAGCUAUUGCAAGCAGACGAUGCCACUGUGAAAUCACGCAACAAUGACGAAAUCGGAGCUGAGAGUUUAGACGAGGACGAAAUCAUGGAAUUUUCUGAUUUCACCGAUUACAAGAAGGGAAGAAAUGGUGUGUCUCCGGUUUGGUUGAUGAUGAAAGACGGAGAUACAAGCAAAUCUUCCAAAAGAAUAGAAAGUACGAAAAAUCAUUUUGAGGAUAGAGGAUCGACCUUGAGUAUUGAAAAAAUAUUAAGUCCCACGGAACGUUCAAAAUCAAUUAGUAAUUUAUCGAUUAAUUCUGAGAAUGAAGAACAACUUCUUGUUAAUUCCACUAAUGUUAACAGAAGUGCGAUAAUUAGGAAUGAAGAUCAUCGAGUUAUCCUAGAGCAUUCUGAAGAUGAUUACGGUACUUCUUCUGAAAAAGAAUAUCAGAGUGAUAUGCCGAUGAUGUAUUAUGAUUUGGAACAAAGCACAGAGGUCAAUAAUUCCAACGAUCAAAGGGAUAUGAGUAAAAUUAUAAUACAGGAAAUAGAAUCUGCGCUAGAUGCAAUGUCACAUAAUGUUAAUUCCACUAUAGAAAAUUAUCAAAAACUUACAAAAAAUCCAUCUAUAGAUAAAAAUAGUAAUAAUACUCUGAGAAAUCAUCAGAAUACAAACACAACCGAGAAAAAGAGCUAUGAUGAUAUUAUAUCAGAAGUAGAGCCUGAAGCUCGAGCAGAGAUUUUUGAAUUAUUUGCUUCUGGAUCAGCAGGAAAAAGAUUAGAACGUCUUCUUAAAUCGAGGAACAUGAGCUUAGAGGAACUAAUCGCAUUGAGACAAAGAGGUUCUAGUAAAGUUCACUUAGCUGAAGUAUCGCGACUCAGAGCUUACAAAUCAAAUGAUGAAUAUAGAAUGAAGAAUGUAAAUAUCUUCAAAGAAAUUAAAUCUUCGUCUAAUGAGGAUUUUGACAUAGACAAAGUUAUAAAUCAUGAAAACCAUGACAAAAGAAUUGACAAUAUGUCACAAUCGAGUGAAAAUCUAAAAAGCGUUGAUUCGUUAUUAAAUUCAACGAAUUCUAUUCGUCCUGAAGAAAGUACAACUGACCAAUUGAUGCCCGAUUUAAAAUCAAAUAGUCACAAUAAAGAUAUAGAGUUUAACAAUUCUUCAAAAAUAAAAAAUGAAGAUAAUAAUAGCAAGGAAGACAUCAAAGAUAGACAUACAGUACAAAUUGUUGAUUUAUUGACAACUUUUAGUUCUCUUCCGUUCAUUAAAGAUAUACAACGAGAGUUUUCAGAUCAAUACGGUAAUCGAGAAGAUAAAAACAAAUUACUAUUACAGAGUAACAAUCUUGGCGUGAUGUUCAUAAACAAUGAAAAAACAAUACAUAUCAAUGAUACAUCAAAUAUCGUAGAAUCUGGUUUUGUUAAAGAAAUUGUAAAACAAGAACCAAGUUCUAUUAACAUUCAAACUGUAUAUAGCGAAGCUGACAAUAUUUUCGAUGAAAAUGGAACUAAAAGCGAGAAAACUCUUUCAAGAGUGAAACCAACCAUAAUAGCAAGUGGCGCUAUUCUUGGUGUAACUCUCGUAGUUUUUUUAGCGAUAUUCAUCAUAUGCAGAAUUCGACAAAAACAAAAAUAUAGAUAUAAAAACACGUUUUCUAGAGCGGUAUUUCAAGGUCCAGUAAUGGCAGCCAGGAAAUUAUCAAAUUCGAGUAGUCUAAGUACUGUAAUGGUCAAUGUAGUUGCCACAUCAACGACAAAAAGGCCAGAAAAAACCGAAAUUCAGGAACCUGCGAGAGAAGUGGAUUCCAAAAGUGACAUUGAUAAUGAUUCAUUAGAUGCUAAUGAUAGCUGGGAAACAAUACCUGAUUAUAUGAAAUAAAUCAAUUUUGAUGUAUUUGUAAUUUGUCUUUAAAAAAAA
This is a messenger RNA of Apis dorsata (giant honeybee), 3529 nucleotides long. RefSeq lists its product as uncharacterized. The record is from RefSeq and is a predicted model, not a curated record. NCBI's taxonomy places the organism in Eukaryota, Metazoa, Arthropoda, Insecta, Hymenoptera, Apidae. The coding region runs from base 323 to 3490 and encodes 1055 amino acids. The transcript has 2 exons.